GUCCUCGCACAAGCGGAGCGACAGCAGCAGCAGCAGCAGCACCUGAUCCAGAGAAGAUGACGGGCUGUGCUCGCAGAGGGUGAGUUAGCGGUGAGAAGGUUUAGUUUCACCGGGAGAAAUGUCUCUGUCGUCCUCAGACUCGACCAGCCGGAGGAGAAGGACCGCAGAACAGGCGCAGGAUCCUUCAUGUGUUCUUGAUCCUCACGCAAACUGUCCACAUGGAGAGAUCCUUGACCCGCCGCUGGACACCCGUCCACCACCCGGUCCGUCUCCACAUCACUCCUCAUGUCCGGCAGCAAAGUGCUCGUCUGGACAAGCGUGUGUGAGCCGGCAUGUCUGUGAAGAGAGCUGGGAGGAGAUAAAAAGCAAGAAGACCAUCAAGGCGGAGAAUGAGGUUGAGGCUAAUAAACUGGUCAACAACUACAGGUUUGGUUUCAGAAAGUGGAAGAGCCACGUUACGGCGCGACCGUUUGAACACCGCUCAGACGUUGUGAAGGAGCUUUAUUCCGAGCUGAACGUCGUCAAACCACACUCAGGUCCAGGUCAGUUCGUCACAUGCGGAAAUCUUGCCUAUGUGCUCCUCUUUGGGUGGUGGGUGUCUCUGGUCUAUUUUUUGGUCGGCAUUCUGAUGUUCAGCACUGUUAUCGGUGUACCCUACGGGAGGCUUUGCUGGAAGCUGUGCUGCUACUUCCUCUGGCCGUUCGGAAACACAAUCCACGAGAUAGGAAACACCUUGAGAAGAUGUAGUGAGGACGGACCAGACUAUGAGUGCAGCGUGGAGACGAUGGAGGACAGCUUACCCGUUCUGCUGCCUUCAGCCACAGAGGGACCAGCUCCAGAGAUGCCAGAGAGACCUCCUCGCUCUCCUUACUGGCAUCGUCUGUCCACCUACGUCUGGCUGCUGCUGGGUUAUCCUCCCCUGGCUAUCGUUCACUCCCUGGUCUGCUUCGUCUCCUGGAUCCUGGUCUUCACCAUCCCGGUGUCCAAGAUGAACGCCCAGACUCUGAGCGUCAUUCUGCUCCUGCCGCCCGAGGACGUCUUGCUCUCCACCAGCUCUCACAGGACGAACCAAGGCUACGAGACCAGAGCUCUGCUGUGCUGCUACUACGCCGCAAACUGGUACUACUACAAAUACACGGUUGAUGGGAUCAACGUGUUUGCUGUCAACCUCCUCCCUCUAGUUAUAGUUGCCCUGGUGAUCGGAUAUGUUGACAAGGAAAACAAGUUUGCUAGUUCAGAUGUCAAGUUUGCCACAGCGAUCUGCUCCAUCAUACCUCUCUCUUAUUACAUCGGUAUGGGCAUCGCAAGCAUCAGUGCCCAGAGUAACUUUGCUGUGGGCGCAGUGGUCAACGCCACCUUCGGCUCCAUCACAGAGCUGACCUUUUACAUCACGGCCCUGCUCAGAGGCCACCGGGCAGCCAAUCCCUGUCUGCAGGAGGUCGUAAAGGCGGCGCUGACUGGAACGCUGCUCGGAUGUAUCCUCUUCAUCCCUGGCAUCUGUAUGAUAAUAGGAGGUCUGAAACACAGCGAGCAAAGAUUCAGCAGUCGAUGUACAGGAGUGAGCUCCGCGUUGCUUUUCAUUUCUGUCGGAGGGGUUUUUGCACCGACGUUGUUCUCCAAGGCGUACGGGAACCUGGUGUGCGACGCCUGCACCAACAGCACAGGAGGAAACAGCACGAGCAACGCCAGCGGGUCGUUUGUGUGCCACAACUGCCACUACGAUCUGAAAAAUGGUACACUGUUCCGUGACCACAUCCAGCCUCUGGUGUACACGGUGUCCGCCCUCCUGCCUGCUGCCUACAUCAUUGGACUGAUUUUUACCCUGAAGACGCACUCGCACAUUUAUAACAUCCACGUUGAAGGACAGGAGACCAGCCACCAUGGGACGGUGGUCCACUGGUCGCGGUGGAGGUCUCUGCUCAUCCUCAUCGUGGCCACCGUGCUCAUGUCUGCCUGCGCCGACCUCGCCACCGAGCACAUCCAGCCCAUCCUCAGCCAGCCCAACAUCUCUCAGUACUUCAUCGGGGUGACCGUUAUCGCAAUGGUCCCUGAGAUCCCAGAGAUUGUUAACGGGAUCCAGUUUGCACUCCAGAACAACAUCAGUUUAAGUUUGGAGGUUGGAAGCUGCAUAGCUGUGCAGGUCUGCAUGUUACAGAUUCCAAUUCUGGUCUUUUUUAAUGCCUUCUGUGAUGUGGGGUUUGUGCUGCUCUUCAGCGACCAGCACAUGUGGGCCAGCAUCUCCAGCGUCAUUCUGGUCAACUACAUCUUCAUGGAUGGCAAGUCAGAUUAUUUCCAGGGUACAGCUCUGGUGGUCGUCUACCUCAUCCUCCUGGCUUUGUAUUACUUCGCGCCGUCUCCAGCCGGCUGUUGAGAACAGAACCGAGUUUCAGCUCAAGUUAGACCUUUUCUUUCUUUUUUACAAACCCGAAGGACAAAAUUAGCUAAAAGAAAAUUAAUCUUUUGCACAGAAUCUGAUGGUUUUAUUGUUGUGUGAAAUCUUGAAAGAUAUGUCUGAAGAAAUGUUCUUAUUGUAAACAGAAAAUCUAACUCAGGAAGGUACUUUUCUAACGUCUUAAUACUGCUGAAAGACGUGUAAUAUACAGGCUAACGUAUUUAACAGAGUUGCUUUGUACUCAUAAAGUAUUGUUUUUUUAAAACUGUGAAAGACUGAAAA
This is a messenger RNA of Fundulus heteroclitus (mummichog), 2674 nucleotides long. RefSeq names its product low affinity vacuolar monovalent cation/H(+) antiporter. Lineage: Eukaryota; Metazoa; Chordata; Actinopteri; Cyprinodontiformes; Fundulidae. Bases 119 to 2371 code for a protein of 750 amino acids. Gene Ontology annotation, cellular component: membrane; endomembrane system. The transcript is spliced from 20 exons. Gene Ontology annotation, molecular function: calcium:proton antiporter activity. The record is from RefSeq and is a predicted model, not a curated record. Gene Ontology annotation, biological process: calcium ion transmembrane transport; intracellular calcium ion homeostasis.